Messenger RNA from Callorhinus ursinus (northern fur seal), 2339 nucleotides. The record is from RefSeq and is a predicted model, not a curated record. Lineage: Eukaryota; Metazoa; Chordata; Mammalia; Carnivora; Otariidae.
AUGGAGGGAAACCCUGAGUCUGAGACAGGCAAGGCCAAAAUGAAGAAGGCUGAGGCCCAGAGAGAUGAGGCAGAGGCCAAGGGGCAGAUGGUUGCUGAAGCAGUGACUCAGCACCUGGCCCGAAAAUUGGAGUCCUGUGCAUCUCGCUGUAAUGAGAAAUUUAACCGGGAUGCUGCCUGCCAGUGUGACCGCCAGUGUCCCCGGCAUGGGGACUGCUGUGAAGACUAUGAGCACCUGUGUACUGUGCAAGAGGACCCUGAAGAGCCAGAGCCAUUCCUGGGGCUGGAGGAAGAGAUGUUGGAGGCCCCAGCGAGCAACCUGUACUCGGCACCCAGCUCCUGUCGGGACCGCUGCCACGAGGCCUUCGACAGGCACCAGCCGUGUCACUGCAAUGCCCGCUGCCCAGAGUUUGGGAACUGCUGCAAGGACUUCGAGAUCCUGUGUGGCCACGAGGGCUUCUCCUACAGCAGGGACGCCAUAACCAAGGAGGAGCUACAGAGCGUCUCUGAGAAGAUCUACAGGGCGGACAUCAACAAAGCGAAGAAGGAAGACAUCAUUCUCAACAGCCAAAACCGCAUCUCGCCCUCGGAGACCAGAGACCACGUGGACCGCUGCCCAGAGCCGCUCUUCACCUAUGUCAACGAGAAGCUGUUCUCCAAGCCGACCUACGCGGCCUUCAUCAGCCUUCUCAACAACUACCAGCGGGCCACGGGCCGUGGGGAGCACUUCAGUGCGCAGCAGCUGGCCGAGCAGGACGCCUUCCUCAGAGAGGUCAUGAAGACGGCGGUCCUGAAGGAGCUCUAUGGCUUCCUCCGUCACCAGAACCGAUACAGCUCGGAACAAGAGUUUGUCAACGACUUGAAGAACAUGUGGUUUGGGCUCUAUUCAAGAGGCAAUGAAGAGGAGGACUCAAGUGGCUUUGAACACGUCUUCUCAGGUGAAAUAAAAAAAGGCAAGGUCACCGGCUUCCAUAACUGGAUCCGCUUCUAUAUGCAGGAGAAGGAGGGCCUGGUUGACUAUUAUAGUCACGUCUAUGACGGCCCCUGGGAUUCUUACCCCGACGUGUUAGCCAUGCAGUUCAACUGGGACGGCUACUAUAAGGAAGUGGGCUCAGCUUUCAUUGGGAGCAGCCCUGAAUUUGAGUUUGCGCUCUACUCCCUGUGUUUCAUUGCUAGGCCAGGCAAAGUGUGCCAGUUAAGCCUGGGUGGAUAUCCCCUGGCCAUCCAGACCUAUCCCUGGGACAAGUCCACCUAUGGAAAUGGCAAGAAAUACAUCGCCACAGCCUACGUGGUGUCUUCCACCCAAUAGAGCUUGGAGCCAGAUAGGGGCAGGAGGGCAGUGAGAAGUCCGGCAGGACUCGGGGGCUAUCUGCUCUGGGCUGCAGGGGGCUGGAGGAGACUGGGAGGGGUUCUCAAGUCUAGAAAUGCCCUUAUGGUUAAGAGAGAAAAGACACAAAUAAGAAAAAUGCAGAGAAGCAGUCAAAUGUUUGUGCUCCAGCAUUUUGGAAAUACAGUCCAGGCAGAGAAGAUGGGAGCCCUCUUGCGGCCCUUUGCCCUGACCGGAGGUGAGACCAUAGACAAGUCCUUGAGCUCUCCAGGCCUCAUGUUUCCUUUUAAUGUAAAGGGAAGGGGUUUGCCCCCUUUCUUCUUUUUGGAGUCGAUGAGAGGGCAAACCUGAUGAUAUCAUUACUGUGAAGGUGUUUUCAAUUGUUCUUAAGAAGAACAGCAGAUAAAAAUUCUAGGUUACUAUAAUGGCUGUUAUCAUACACAGCUUUGCAAACUGUAGUUCAGCCCUAUGUUGGGGCCUCAAGGGACUCUCUGGUCAUGGAAAUCAAGCAGUGGGUAUUUGGUCUUUUCUAGGGUUCUAUCCUCUCAGAACAGGGUCUGGGAGAACCCUGAUGCUUGAUGGAGGGGAGAGUGGGUUAGCACAGUGAGUGAGCUUGGGAGGGAGUGAACUUCUCCAGGCCUGAGUGUUUCUGCAGCCAGUUCAGUGACUGCAUCAAGAAGCUUUCUACUUGUAGAUGUUUAGUGCAGGUACAGAGGUGUAUUUUGAUCCCACAUGGUCUGUGAAAGACUUCCCCACAUAGGAGGAAGAUUUUGCAUUUGAAGAAAGGAAUUUAUAGCUUGGUGACAUUAACAAUUAUUUUAAGGCUUAUCCAGCAGCCAUAGUUUGCUGGAAUUACUCUGGAACUAAAGACAGGGGCUCCCUGUUCCAACCUCAAUUAUGCAUUUCUCCUCUCGUGACCUCAGGGAGAACCAGGCACUGUCCCACAGAACUAGGCUUGAACUAUGGUUUACAGGGUUUGAGUCUCCAAUUAAAGUCAUUAAGAAAACUUGAAA